GUUGGAUCUCUUCUUCUCUUCACUGAAACCCUAAAUCAUAUCAAAAGCUAAAGGGAUGCUGAGAGUCCGGAAAAAGGGUUACUUUGGGAUUUGGUCAUUCCCUUUAAUAAUAGCUGCGGUGUGUGCACAGAGUGUCAAUGACCCUAGUAAUAUGUCACUGGUGAAAGAGACCGUGGAUAGACUGCUGAAGGGCUAUGAUAUUCGCUUGAGGCCAGAUUUUGGAGGUCCCCCAGUGGCUGUUGGCAUGAACAUAGACAUUGCCAGUAUAGAUAUGGUCUCGGAAGUCAAUAUGGACUAUACCUUGACAAUGUACUUCCAGCAAGCGUGGAGGGAUAAGAGGCUGUCCUAUAAUGUAAUACCUCUAAACCUUACCCUGGACAACAGAGUAGCUGAUCAGCUCUGGGUGCCUGAUACCUAUUUCCUGAAUGACAAGAAGUCAUUUGUUCAUGGUGUUACUGUGAAGAACAGAAUGAUUCGUCUGCAUCCAGAUGGAACAGUCCUCUAUGGGCUUAGAAUUACAACAACAGCUGCCUGCAUGAUGGACCUGCGGAGAUAUCCGCUGGACGAGCAGAACUGCACGCUGGAGAUUGAAAGCUAUGGCUACACCACAGAUGACAUUGAAUUUUACUGGCGUGGGGGUGAUAAUGCAGUCACAGGAGUGACAAAGAUCGAGCUGCCACAGUUCUCCAUCGUGGACUACAAGCUUAUCACCAAGAAUGUUGUUUUCUCUACAGGUGCCUACCCAAGGCUGUCUCUCAGCUUUAAACUUAAGAGAAACAUUGGUUACUUCAUUCUGCAGACCUACAUGCCUUCUAUUCUGAUCACUAUCCUGUCCUGGGUUUCCUUCUGGAUUAAUUAUGAUGCUUCAGCUGCAAGAGUUGCUUUAGGAAUCACAACUGUGCUCACAAUGACAACAAUUAACACCCAUCUUCGAGAGACUCUUCCCAAAAUUCCAUAUGUGAAAGCCAUUGAUAUGUACCUUAUGGGAUGUUUUGUCUUCGUUUUCAUGGCCCUGCUGGAGUAUGCAUUGGUCAACUACAUCUUCUUUGGCAGGGGACCUCAGCGUCAAAAGAAAGCAGCAGAAAAAGCUGCCAGUGCCAACAAUGAGAAGUUGAGAAUGGAUGUCAAUAAGAUGGACCCACAUGAAAACAUCUUGUUGAGCACGCUGGAAAUUAAAAACGAGAUGGCUGCCUCCGAGGCUGUGAUGGGGCUUGGGGACCCUAGGAGCACAAUGCUGGCCUACGACACCUCGAGCAUCCAGUACCGCAAGGCCGGCCUGCCCCGGCACAGCUUCGGCCGCAACGCGCUGGAGCGGCACGUGGCGCAGAAGAAGAGCCGGCUACGGCGGCGCGCGUCCCAGCUGAAAAUCACCAUCCCUGACUUGACUGAUGUCAAUGCCAUAGAUCGAUGGUCUCGCAUCUUCUUCCCCGUGGUUUUUUCCUUCUUCAAUAUCGUCUACUGGCUUUACUAUGUGAACUAAGAAACAAAGCCACGCAGGAAGAAAGAACUGGAUUUUCUCUUCGAAUCAGUUGUACAGCCAAAAGUGGGACUUGGAAAAAUUCUAUUCAGGACAAAAAGUUAUUUUAAAACACCUUAGUUGCUGGCCCACUCUAUGGUCUGUUUUUAUAAUGUUUUGGUUGUAUCUGAUAAACCAUAUAUAUAUGUUGAGUUGCAGUAUGCACAUAUCCCCUUAUCAAAAUAUAAGUGCAUUUUGAGUGUAAAGGCAAAUUGCAUUUUGAAGAUCACUGCUGUCUCAUUGUCCCUCACUCUUUCUUUUUUUAUUUUUUUUUUCCCCCAAUGGCCAUUUGAGUUUAGUGGUACAAGUUAUAGAGCAGCAUUUGAGAAACAAGUUUUAAUUUCAACAGCAGUACAUGCCAUUCUAGGGAAAGUGCAUAUCCAAGGCAUGCAUAUACACUUGAGAGAGUGUACCAAGUUAUCAUGCUUAUGAAACACAUACACUUUACUUUUUAAAUGUGUAAACUUGAAAACAAGUAGUGCCUAUCAUCUUUCCAAGAUGAUGAUGGUCAGAGGUUUCCCAACCACGUUCAGGUAUUUCCUUUAAUUCAUUGAAAGAACUGAACCUUUGACUGAUAAUAUUGGGGUUGGGUGUUUGCACAGAAGCUGAAGCAAGAAGCACUCGUUUGUUUGUAUUUGAAAGAGAGAACAUAUGCCCAGUCACAGUGACUGUGUUUGGGAUCAGCAGAGGAAUGUAGGGACAGUAUAAAAAUGCAUCAGCACUGAAGGGGUAGGUGCUGCUGGGUUGUGUUGAGGAAAGGGAAUCUGUCCAAAGUGCCAAAAUUGAUUGCCCAAAUAGUAAUUCUGUGGAUGGCUGAAGGAAGCUAGUGGUGCCCUGCCUUUCUCUAGGGCAGGAAGAGUGAGAAAGCAAUUACCAAGUGCAGGGGCAGGGAGCCAGGAGGCCACACAUACAUAAAGGUCUGUGUGUGUAUGUCUGUAUAUGCACGGUGCAGGUGAGUGUUGUCAGUUGUCACACCUUAGUCUGAAAUAGUCCUGUGGAGUUGGGUGAUUUCUUCCAGGUUUUCAUCUUCCCAGCUUUAUGCUUCCUGCCAUUGGUUUAAGGUUCUGUACCUCUUUCAGCAGUUGAGAUCUGAGCAUAUCUAUUUCUGUACAAGAGGUGCUGACAGGGUGUUUUCUCAGUCUGGAGUAGGCAAUAACAUUUCACUUUUUGUUUUCCUUAUUGCACUGUUCUAAAGGAAAGAAAUUCAUAGCAAUCACUUUAGGAGUUUAAGUACACUCUUGAAUGUUUCCUGCUUUAGGGUGAUUUCCAUUGAAGAACUAGAAAAUUUCAGUUUUUCUUUGGGAAGCUUCUUGAAUUAAAAGGUUGAUUUUUUUUUUGUUUGUUUGUUUGUUUUUUCUUUCUGUUGAGCUUUAUUUUUAGAAAAUAGCAAAAUAUAACUGAAAAAAAAUUAGACAAAAAAUUUUGUCACUUAUUCCACUGUGGAACUCUUUUUGUAACGAAAACAGCAGUCACAAGAGCUGUAUAAAAAGUAAAAAUUCUUGAUGGCUUUUACUAGAUCAGAUCCCCAAUAUUGUUUGACACAAUCUUUCAAGAAGCAAAAGCCACAUCUGUUGCAUCCAUACUACCUCUCAUCUGUGUACAAAUUUUUGAAAGAGACUAGAGAGUAUAAGUGGUUCUUUUCAGGGUACUAAAAAAAAUUCUUUACAAUAUUUUUCAUAAAAUAUAUUUUUAAAAUUUUUUGUUCUUCAAAAGAAUAAUUUUCUUACAAGUUUCUGUGGUUUUAUUUUUGAUUCCCCCCCUCCCCCCCAUUUGAUAGUAAAUGACACUAGUAGGAGGAGAAUAGUUCUGAGAACUAAUAAGCAAAUAUUCUGACUUUUUAUUUUUUGAGCACUUCCUAUGCUUAUUUCUGGUUCAGAUAGGAGAGGAUAGUUUCAGAGCCUGGGAUGGGAUGUGUAACACACCCUACCUACCAGGAAGUUGUGUGCAUUGACACACUGCCUCCAGGCUCACUCUGCAAUGUGUAGAGACAGGUUUCCCUCAUGUGAUUAACUUUCCAAGUGAACAUUUUGCUCUUGGUUCACACACUUAAUGUGUGGCUGCAUUUCAUGUAAUGCAAUAACCUUUGUAGAUGCACUUGGGAUUUCAGCUGAUAGGUAUGGGUCAUGUUGGAUUUUUUCCCCAAUUUUAAGAAAUGGAGCAUAUCAAAAUUCAGUAUUUCUCCUCAAAGUCUGUUCUUUGAAAAUUAUAUCAAUUAUCCUAAACGAAAGCAGUCUCAUGGUAUUCUUCUGUACAAGCUUUUCUUUCAUUUCAGAAAUUGCUGACAGCUCCUUUUAUUGUUUCAAGAAGCAGAGUAUUGACUGCAGGGAGCUCACAGCCUUUCUGUGGCUGAUACCCAUCAAAUAUAAAACCUUACAGGGAAGAUGUUGACUCUCUGCAUUGGUAACUGCUUCAGCUACUACAAAAAAUCACAGAGAUCGAAUCCUGGAACUGCACAUUCACUUUUCUGAAGCUACAGUACAAGCCAUAAUACUCUCUGAUAUUGCUGUUCAGAGAGUGAAAGAAAAUGUUUGGUUUCUGCUCAGGUGUCACUAGGAAAGAUAAAUUAUCUGUGGGGAAGGAGCACUUUUGCUUUUACUCUGUUCUUUUGGCUAUUAAUGUGAUGUAUAAAAUUAGUGAAAGAGAAAGACUCUACCAUUUUGUACUAAGGCUUAACACUGUGAUAUAAAAAGAUGGGGGUGAGAAAGGCUGGUGAGGCACUACCAAGGAAAAAGCAUAACUCGAGCCCCAGGUAAGCACUUACUCCUGAGAUACUUGAGUGAAAGUGGGAAAUGAUGCCAACAGACAUGAGAGAUGGGGUUUGCUAUGUGUGCUACCCUCCAGGUAAACUAGAAUAAAUUUGCUUUUACUUUAGAAUUGACUGAAAAGAAGUAUUCUAGAUCUUUUUAAUCGUGUUAAUUGUUGUUGGUUUCAAUAAACAAAAUAGCAAAGUUAAUAAUUUAGAUAAAAACUUGUAAUAUAAUUAGAGUUGCACAUUUUAUUGUUCUAUUAGACAUAAUAGCCAGCAAUUAAGGUGUUUUUCAUCUUUGCGAAAUUCAUGGGGGAAUUAUGACUAUAACAUGGCACAGUUUUAAUGAAAUCUUUGAGAUCAAUCUGUAAAUAUAUACUGUACAUGACUGCUAGUAAGUAUGAUACACAUUUUCAGAACUGAAAAUCCAUGCAACAUAUUUCUGUGUUUGCAUAAGGAAUGUUAUGUUUCUAUCCUGUCGCAGUUCAAUGACUGGGAAGAAAGACUCAAGCAAUGACAUUGUGACCAUUUCUUUUCUCAUUCCCAGGGGAGGAAAACAAGAGUCCUAGAUAACAGCACGUGGCAGAGUUCUUCAGAGAGUUCUUACAUUCUAAUAAAAAAAGACAUUAAAUCUGUAAGGUACAAAAGCACAAUGCAUAGAGAAAAUAAGUGGUGGUCUUAUACCUGGGGAAAGUAUCGUAUUUAUUUCAGAAAAAUGUGCAUUAAAAUUAAGCCUCAAUUUAUUUUCACUAUAAUUACUAGACUGUGUUCCAAUCCUACAACACAGUGCUAAACAUAAGUGAGGAGAUGUGAAACAUUUUCCAGCUGUAUGUGCAUAUGGACCUACCCCCAAAUGUCUGUAUGGACAUAUGUGUGUAUAUAUACACGUGCUGAGUAUAUAUAUAUAUAUAUGCACACACAUUCACAUGUUGGUGUGUUAAAGGAAUAAGCUAAUAAUAGUUUUGUUUCUAUCAUCAACCAGUGUAUGAAUAUAUUUUUGAGAAAAAAAAAAAAAGAGUAAUGUAUUUAGAAAAAAAAAAAAACCAAACAACUAACUCUACAGGGUAACUGGGCAUUUCUAUAUCAGCAGAUCAAUGCUUAUGAUUCGUAUGGAGUAUUGCACCCUUUGACAUGAUGAUAGUACUGUACCUCCUUGCAUCUGGAAUUAGACUAGUCCUCACAUUGCUUGCCUAUUUCUUCUCUCUCUUUUUAUAACAGCAUUGUCCACUAGUCAGUUUUCAAAACCAACAAAUUCCGUAGGGAGCCAAGAAAAAAUACAAGGCAAAAAUAGUAACUAUUUCUAGAAAAUAAUCUAGGGUGGGAUGGCCAGGGUACAAUACUAUAUCAGUAGUGAUCAAAACAUUUUGCUAUGUGUACAUAGAACAUACGAUGUGAGCAACCAUAACUUAAGCUGAACGUGUGUAAAUAUUAUCAGAUUUCUUAAACAUUUUUAACUUCUAAUUUGUACUUUAUGGUAAGGCAAAAAGCUAAUUCUACUUAUGGUUUAGGUUAAUGUGUCCUAAAAUUAUGUAAAUAAUUAAAUAAGCUGUAAAUGAGCAGUCAAUAGAUUACAGUAUUUGUUUAGUGACUUUUUUUUACUAAGUACAAUAAUUGCAGUGCUCUAGCAGAGUAAUUUAAACACCCUUUUGCAUAAACAGAUUUGGACUCCAGAUAUAAAAUAGUACAGGAAGUGCUGUAGUGUAAAAUAGCCACCGUGGCAACGUUCCUGCUGGCACAGCUGACUCUUUUGUAUGGUGGAAAUGUUCAGGCCACACUCAGUACUCAGACUAGCCAAAACUCACAGGGCCUGGUUCUCACUUACAGCCAGGCACCUUGAUGUUGCUCCAGUGAGUGGAGAGGUGGAGGUGCCCAGGUAAGUGAGGAUUCGGCUGUCGGCGAUUUCAUUACAGAAGCCUGCAUAUUGCAUCUGUCUGAUUCUGAAAUCUGUCUCUUAUGGUAUUUAAUAGUAGGCUUAUAUUUUUCUUUAGGAAAGAAAAAAACAAAACAGGAUGUUUGACUGUCAUUAGAUAGCAUAGUCCCCCAAAGCCAAAGAAUCUUCACUCCAGAAAUUGUUUAAAAGGGAAAUCUAAAAAGUCACUGCUUAACACCAAAGGUAAAGCUUAGUAAAAUGCACUAGGAACUUUGUCUAAAUUUUUAAGAAGCAAAUGGAAUGUUGUUGAUCAAAAAGACUGCCCUAUUCUACUUUGUAAAAAUACUAGGAAUUUAAAUAUCCAUUAUAUAAAAUUGAAAUAGAUUAUCUCUACAAGAAUAUGCAACACUAGCAUUUCAUAAAUAUAAAAUUAUUUUCUUUGUAAGUGCUUUGACAAAAAAAUGAAACUUAAAUGAUGAAAAAUCUCACCUCUACUUUCAUACUAAGGGUUGUAUUUUUUUAAUGUUUUUCAGACAUGAGGUCAUCUAUUCCAAUUUGAUAGCAUUUUGUAUGUUUUCACUGUUCCUGUCAUUUGGCAGAUACUCACCGGGCUGUAUGGUUCAUGGUCUGUCCUGUUACUUUCAGUUGAAGACAAAAAGAACAUUUGAAACAUGAUUAAUUCUGACAAACUGCCUAUGAUUUGACUUCUAUCACGUUUUUAUUGGCAUGGGUGUUUAAAUGGUUCUGUUAGUACUGUCUUUGCACAGUUCUGAGUUAUCUUUUACUUAGUACUAUUUAUUUCAUAAUGUAGUAAUCAUCAGCCUUACUAAUGACCUUGUAGCCUUUCUUAUAUGCACAUAAUGCACAUUUUCCAAUGGCUAGAAAAUGCAAAAUACUAGUGGAUAUCAUUGCAUCAGAUCUUCAUGUCUUUCUCAAAAGGACUGCUAACCUCUGGGAUUUAUGAGGUAGUAAAACGAUGAUUGUAAAUGAGUAGCACAUAAGAGAUAUUUUCUUGAAUUUAAAAUUAUUGCAGCCAGUUUCAGCAUGUAAAUAUAUAAUAAUGUU
Molecule: messenger RNA, 7197 nt
Organism: Serinus canaria (Common canary)
Lineage: Eukaryota; Metazoa; Chordata; Aves; Passeriformes; Fringillidae
Gene: GABRB2
Product: gamma-aminobutyric acid type A receptor subunit beta2
Exons: 9
Coding region: 56-1480 (474 amino acids)
Biological process (GO): chemical synaptic transmission; regulation of membrane potential; signal transduction
Cellular component (GO): GABA-A receptor complex; synapse; membrane
Molecular function (GO): GABA-A receptor activity; extracellular ligand-gated monoatomic ion channel activity; neurotransmitter receptor activity
Source: RefSeq, a predicted model, not a curated record